AUGACUAAUUCUCCAAUUGCAGAUCCUGAGUCUUUGUGCUACUGCGGGCACGGUCCCACCCAACAUCUCCAGCCAGCCAUUGCAGCAACGCCAUUUCCUCCUCGUGGAGGUCUCCAAAUUAAUGGUAUAUCCUGUCUCGGUUACCGGACCAUACACAAUGCCCCCAUAAGUGUCCUUAUAACAUAUUUUCGCCAGCCAUGCGCUGGAUGCAACCUUGGGUAUAGCUCCCAUAAUUCACUGGCCUCGACACCAUCAUCUGCGGCAUCCUUUUCCACUCCCUCAGGCUAUCUACCUCAACUGCCUCCAGUUCAACAAUCCCCUCUCGCAUCAUUUUCACGCCCUGCUCCACUACUUACUUCUCGCUUGCCACAGGCUAUCAUGUCAUCUUCAUCCUCUCCCCCGAAUUCAUGGCCGUCACUUCCUCAAUAUGCUCCAUCUGCAGUAGUCACACCAUACUCGCGCAAUCCACGGUUCACUACUCCCCCAGGAUCCUCUGCUUUUGGAGUUCUGCAUGCAGGAAUCCCAAUGUCAACAACCACUGGACAGAGUCACGUGCGCUCUAAUCGCAAAGUUCUUCCAUACUCUGCCACAAAACCUAAUAAACCAUUGAACGAAAAACUUAUUGAUGUUGUCCUUUUUCCUAAUGAUAUCAACUUUGCACUAGAAAAUCCUGACAGCAUCGGAGAUAUUUUUGAAGAGACUUAUUUAUGUUUUCCCCGACGAAUCCACAGUGGUGAAAGGCUUGCCAGUGAUUUAACUGGCCUUCAAGCCCUCGGCCUUGUACAUCACAUGACUCUCUCUGCCUCUUCUCGCCAAGACAAUGUUAUGCACCAACUGUAUGACACAAUUCUUCUCAUGGCUACUUCACAUCAUCUCCAAUUUCCUCCUUCUCCUGAAAGUUCCUUUGAACUUGAAGUUUCAGCUCCCAACCGGGAGCUUCGAAUAUUGUACCAACAGCUUCCUUUCCGCUUGCUCAAAAUCGGCUACCAGAUGCAGCGAGGCCAUUAUUUAUCUUAUGAUGCUUUGGAGUCCUGGCGUGAUUAUUCCUAUUCUGCCCUAUGCAAGAGAGCUUCUCGAGUCCAGCAUCCCUCAGACCCUAAUGUCAGUCUUCUUGUUCUUUGUCCAAAGCAUAGUCCUCUUAUUGGACCAAUUUGCCCCCCAUCUUUGGAACAGCAUUCCUGUUUCUCCAAUCAUGCUUUCAAGAUUCUCAUUGAUGGAGACGAUGAGGAAUUGGCUUACCAAGGCCUAGAAAAUGAUAAGGAUUUCAUCGUAGAAUGUAAAACUUUCUGCCCUCUUUCUUCUCGUCGACAUACCCAGCGUAUCCGCCAGGUUAUUGAUGACGAGGACUGUAAUGUUGGCAAUGAAGACUCAGUUAACCCCUCCUCCUCAACUUCACCUGACCAAGCAUCGACUCUAUCUGAUUGUGAAUCAAGUCCAUCUGGUAGAGAAUCAACUCCCAGGCCUUAUGACAUGUCUACUCCUUCUCAUCAAGCUUCAACUCCACCUGAAGACUCAGCUCCAGUUUUCCCCUACUCUCCUAUCUCAACAUAUUUUAACUUGUCUUCCAGGGGAUAUGAAGGUGCACUUGAUGCUUCAGGUGAAGGUGUCAUGUGGCAGGUCUUGACACAGGCCAUCACAACCUGCCUAAAGCCGGAGCUCGCCAUAGCACAGCCCAUGGACCAUGAUGGCUUUCAUGUCCUACGUAUACAUGACUUUCCUUCCCUGAGAGACCUUGACCAUGCUUUCACCUUGGGAGCAUUAUGUGCCAUGAUCCUGAUACGUGGUCAUAUCAGCCCUGAUCCUGUCUCACCCGCCUUGCUUAUAGCAGUGAUUUGUGGUGUCCAAGCACUCGUCGAUAUGCCUUGGAUUCAGAUCAUGUUUCCAGAUAGCUACAGCAAACUCGCACUGCUGCCUUCCUCCCCUCAGUCUCUAGCCACACUGUCUCCUACCCAGCAUACACAGUUAAAUACUUUGGUUCAAUCCGCCAUAGAUUCAUCGUUGUCGCACUUGGCUCUCAUCUCCAAUAACCAAUGGCCUGCUGUCGUACGGUCAUUGUAUACUGGCACUCUGUUGGGUGUUGGGCCUGACAUCCUGUCAUCUUCUCCACUCUUUCGGGCCUUUCGGGCUGGGUUUGAUGUUCCACUCAGUGCAACUGAUCAAUCCAUGAUUCAGGUACUAAAGUCUUCUGCAAAGUUUCUCGCAACUGAAUGUUAUAAUCGCCGUAUCACUAAUGGUGAACAAGUCAUUCGAUACCUUGAUUUUGUAGUUUGCGGUGACGCAGCCUUUCGCACCUUGGUCGCUCCGCUUGUUUUGCAGUUUCGAAAUGUCCUUGAAGGGUAUCUGUGUGGAACUGGACAUCCAGCUCAUCCUCUGAUAGAAGAUCUCAUCGAUGCAGAUCAACGUGCUGUAGAUGAUGCUGAUCCUGCUUAUUGA
Messenger RNA from Suillus fuscotomentosus, 2433 nucleotides. RefSeq lists its product as uncharacterized. Lineage: Eukaryota; Fungi; Basidiomycota; Agaricomycetes; Boletales; Suillaceae. The transcript has 9 exons. Bases 1 to 2433 code for a protein of 810 amino acids. The record is from RefSeq and is a predicted model, not a curated record.